UUUUCAACUUUGUAGAAGGAAAACGGAAAGUUAUGAAACGGCACCGUAUCACCGCGCGGUCUGCCUCCUCUUCUAGCAAGCAAAAACCGGAGUAGAAAGAACUCGAAGUAACUAAAAUUAAAAUAAAAAAUAGCGGAAACCAAAAUUCUCUGGAAGACAGUUCAGAAGCUGCUGCUGCUGCUUCUUCUUCUUCUUCUUCCUCCAUCGCCACACUCCAAGAACUUGUUCUCUACCAAAUCCUGAAGCAAAGACUCUGAUAGAGAUCAAUAAACCCCUCUCGCCGGCCGGUAAUUUCUCUUUUCUCACAGUUUCCCAGUUCACCGAAGUUCGCCCAACCAUGAUGCUCAGAAUCCGCAGCCGGGACGGCCUUGAGCGCGUCUCCGUCGACAACUCCUGCACCACCGUCGGCCACCUCAAAACCCUAAUUCAAUCCCAGCUCCAAAUCCCCAUCCACAACCAAACCCUCUCCACCAACCAGAACCUGCUUCUCGCCAAAUCCCCAACCGAUCUCCUCAAAUUCGUCGACAUGGCCGACCCGGCCACGCCGCUCGCCGCCCUCAACCUAGCCCACGGCUCCAUCGUGUUUCUGGCAUACGAGGGUGAGAGGAGCAUUGCCGGCCCCGCCGUCUCCCCGGCCGGAUCCUUCGGGCGGAAGAUGACCAUGGACGAUCUGAUCGCCAAGCAGAUGCGGGUCUCCAGGCAGGAGAACCCGCACUGCGAGUCGGUUUCCUUCGAUCGCGACUCCGCCAAUGCUUUCCAGCACUACGUCAAUGAGACGCUCGCUUUCGCGGUGAAGAGGGGCGGGUUCAUGUAUGGGACGGUCUCGGAGGACGGCAAAGUUGAGGUGGAUUUCAUAUACGAGCCGCCUCAGCAAGGGACUGAGGAAGUUCUGUUGCUUUUGAGGGAUUCCAAUGAAGAAAAAGCCGUCGAUGCUAUUGCGUCUGGGUUAGGGAUGAGGAGGGUUGGGUUCAUAUUCACGCAGACCUUAGCGCAGGAUAAGAAAGAUUACACCUUGUCCAACAGAGAGAUUCUGCAAGCUGCCGAGCUCCAUGCCGAGAGCGAGUUGAAGGAGUGGGUGACUGCGGUGGUGAAGUUGGAGGUGAACGAGGAUGGUGGUGCUGAUGUUCACUUUGAAGCAUUUCAGCUUAGUGAUAUGUGCAUCAGGCUAUUUAAGGAGGCGUGGUUUGAGACUGAGAUUGGGCAGGAUGUGGAUCCUAAGCUAUCGAUCAUGAAGAAGGAUGUCGUUGUGGGCGUGAAAGAUGUCAAGGAGGUCGACAACGAUUUCUUCUUGGUUGUGGUAAAGAUUUUGGAUCACAUGGGCCCUCUUUCAUCAACAUUCCCUAUCGAGAACAGGGCCACCCAAGUGACAAUGAGGGCACUGAAGAGUCACCUCGAACGCGCGAGGAGCCUUCCAUUUGUGAAGAGGAUAUCCGAUUUCCAUCUGAUGCUAUUUCUUGCUAGGUUUCUCGACCUAAACUCCGAUGUCCCUGCCCUUGCAGAGUGUGUCCUAACACAAACGGCGGUUGCAGAAGAGUUUGACUUUCCGGUUGCUUUCCCUUCAUGUGAUAUUGGUGGGGGGAAGAUAAUGUUGUCGAGAGUGGAGAAUGGGAAAAAGACUAGGGAGGAAGCAGGGGAUGAGACUUUGUUGAAUGAUUUGCAAACUAUAAGUAAAGCUCUGUACCUUGACAAACAUAAACCCUCGAGGACGUUACUUCCUACGGCCAGUAGCCUAGCAAAAGCAACUGGGAAGCCGCCUGCGGUGGAUCCCAGAUCGAAGCUCAAGCCUGGGUCGGUAGCUAAUGAAGACUCGUCGCGCAAGGACAAGAAGUCCAUAUGGAACUGGAAGGCAUCGUUGAAGGCGCUUUCUGGGGCUAAGAACAGAAAGUUCAAUUGUUGUUUCUCUCUGCAUGUCCAUUCCAUUGAAGGGCUUCCUUCGAGUUUCAACGGUGUCAGUUUAUGUGUGAACUGGAAGAGGCGGGAUGGAGAGCUGGUCACGAGUCCUGUUAAAGUCUAUGAAGGUGUUGCAGAGUUUGACCUGAACUUGUCACACAUUUGUCUGGUUUACGGGAGCAGGAGUGGUCCCCGCCAUUCAGCAAAGUAUGAAGCAAAGUAUUUCUUCGUAUUUGCAACUGUGUUUGGUAUGCCUGAGGUUGAUUUGGGGAAGCACAGGGUUGACCUUACGAGGUUGCUUCCUCUCACAUUGGAGGAAUUGGAUGGAGAGAAAAGCUCUGGAAAGUGGACUACAAGUUAUAAGUUGUCAGGAGAUGCUAAGGGUGCAGUGAUGAAUGUGAGUUUUGGGUAUACAGUUGUUGGAGCGGGCCUGACUGGAAAUGGUCAGUAUGUUCCUGAGUCAUUAAGUAGCAAAAGGAAUAAUCUGGCAACAGCAAAAACAAUGCCCAAAAAGGCCCCAGCUGUAGGCAAGGUUGCCUUACGUCGACAUGAAAGUCUUACCACCACUUCUAACUCACACUUUGCUGGCAAGUCUCGAUCCCCGGGAAAGGUAAAAGAUCUUCAUGAAGUUAUGGCUCACAAAAAGCUUGAUGUAGAAGCAACUAGAAACAUGGCAAAUGAGAGAUUUGAAGAAGACAAGCUAGAUGCUCCAGCCAGAGAAAAUGAGCUUGAUAACCUGCAGUUUCCUUCUCUAUCUGAAUCUAGCAAAACAAAUGCUGAAAGUGGAAUCGAGAAUAGCGAAUUUUCUCUAAUUGAAGAAGGGAAGGAGUUGCCAGAUGAGAGCAAGACGACCAAUUACCACACCCUGAAGGAUGCUGGUGUCUCUACUGCAGAAACUGAAUCUGAUAGCAAUCUUAAGGCAGUGGAGGAAGAGUGUACUGAUCUUCAUGCUGGCGGUACAGGAAAGAGUGGUCAUACUAAAGAUGAACCUUUGACCCAUGAUUCUGACUCUGAUGACGAUCUAUGCUCAAAAGAGUCUGUUAUGAAAGAGCUAGAGUCUGUGUUAAAUCGUGUUUCAAAUUUGGAAAUUGAAGCACUUUAUUCUUCUGAUGGAACAGAGGAUCAUGGGGAACUUGAAAGUGACUAUCAAGCCGACAGGACCGAAAAGUCAAUUAACACGGAUGAUGCUGAAGAUAUUGCAAAUGAAUUUUUAGAUAUGCUGGGAAUUGAGCAAAGUCCAUUUGGAUUGAGUACUGAGAGUGAACCUGAGUCCCCAAGGGAGCAAUUGUUAAGGCAGUUCGAGAAUGAUGCCUUGGCUGGUGGAUUUUCUUUGUUUGAUUAUAAUUCAGAUGAUUGGGAUCAGCUAGAGAGCAGCUAUGAUGGGUUUAUGGAGCCAGGAGAAUCUCCAGGUGGGUUUGAUCUGUCAUCAUUUAUUGAUGAUGCAGAAGAAGAAAAUGAGAUAGGAACUCACCCUACGAAUUGCAAGAUUAGGCCCAAGAUCUUAGAGGACGUUGAGACAGAGGCUUUAAUGCAUGAAUGGGGCUUGAAUGACAAGACAUUUGAGUGUUCUCCACCUAAGAGUUAUGGUGGCGGCGUUGGAGGUCAAACUGGUACAUCUCCAGAAGUUCCACUUGAAUUACCUUCUCUUGCUGAAGGUUUAGGCCCAUUUCUCCAAACAAAGAAUUGUGGAUUUGUACGAUCUAUGAGUCCUUCACUCUUCGAAAGUGCCAAAACUGGUGGAAGCUUGAUCAUGCAGGUUUCUAGCCCUGUUGUGGUACCUGCAGAGAUGGGCUCUGACGUUGUGGACAUACUCCAGCAACUUGCUUCGGUCGGAAUUGAAAAGCUCUCUAUGCAGGCAAAUAAGCUAAUGCCUUUGGAGGAUAUCACUGGGAAAACAAUGCAGCAAGUUGCUUGGGAAGCUGCAGGUGCUAUAGAGGGACCUGAAAGGUGGAAUACGUCCCAGCAGAAGAAGCAUGAUACAGGACAUGAGUGGUCAUCAGAUGGGGCUGAAAAUGUUCUGGGGAAAAAAUCUGUUCCACGUAGAACUGCUACUACUAAGUCCAAAUCUAGACCAAAAGAAAAUGACGUUGGCUUAGAGUAUGUAUCUCUAGAAGACCUCGCACCUUUAGCUAUGGAUAAGAUUGAAGCACUCUCAAUGGAAGGUUUGAGAAUACAGUCUGGCUUGUCAGCCGAGGAGGCACCCUCAAACAUCUCUGCACACUCCAUAGGAGAGAUCUCAACUCUCCAGGGCAAGGCUGGUGUUCAUACUUCUGGGUCCCUUGGUCUGGAGGGAACUGGUGGAUUGCAAUUGAUGGAGGUAAAAGAAAACGAUGAUGGUGAUAUCGACGGCUUAAUGGGUCUUUCUUUAACUCUUGAUGAAUGGAUGCGCUUGGACUCCGGCGACAUUGGCGAUGAAGAAGAUCAAAUAAGCGAACGAACUUCUAAGAUACUCGCGGCCCACCAUGCCAGCUCACUGGACACACUGCGUGGUAGGUCCAAGGGAGACAGCAGAAAGCGUGGCAAAAAGUGUGGUUUGCUUGGUAAUAACUUUACUGUAGCGUUAAUGGUUCAACUUCGUGAUCCUCUAAGGAACUAUGAGCCUGUAGGAACCCCGAUGCUUGCUCUUAUUCAGGUAGAGCGGGUGUUCAUCCCUCCAAAGCCGAAAAUCUACUGCAAGGUGGCAGAGCUAAGGAAUAAUAGCAAUGGGGAGGAGGACGAGUCUGAUGAUGAGUUACUAACAUCUAACGCUGCAAACAGGGAUAAAUCAGGUGGUGAAGUGGAAGGAAUACCCAAGUUCCAAAUCUCCGAAGUACAUGUGGCCGGUCUGAAGACCGAGCCUGAGCCCGACAAGAAGAAGCCCUGGGGUACGCCGUCGCAGCAACAGGCUGGUUCUCGCUGGCUGCUUGCUAAUGGAAUGGGCAAGGGCAGUAAGAACUCAUUUAUGAAGUCGAAAGGUGGCACUUCAGGUGAUAGUUUGUGGAGCGUGUCGUCCAAGGGAGACAGAUUGAAACAGGUGGGAGCAGCAAACCAGCACAAGAGAAACCCUAAUCUAAUCUUGCCUAAUAAGAAACAGACGAGCUGGUUCAAGUAAGUAGCAGUGGAUCUGCUUUGUGUUCUGCAGCCGUAGAAGGGUGGCGUAUGCACAGAGAGAAGUUGCAGUCUUUUUUUUACCAGGUAGUGAUUUUUUUGCUUUACAGAUCUCAUGUAUAAAAAAGUGCGUGAUCAAAUGAUCAUAUCCUCUUUAAUUCCUAGGCUACUUUUGAUGUGAGAAUGUGCACAUAUGGGUUUACUGGUGUCUUUUGGGUGGUCUUUCCCUGUAAAUUCAGAGGUUUUGAAGCCUGUUAUACAGAGUGUUGUCUUGACUUGUCUAAAACUUGCCGACUAAGACAGAUUGUAACAUUUCCGAUUAUUUUAGGUUUAGGUUCAACGUAAUAAAUGUAUGUGUUGUGUUGACGAUUA
Molecule: messenger RNA, 5349 nt
Organism: Linum tenue
Lineage: Eukaryota; Viridiplantae; Streptophyta; Magnoliopsida; Malpighiales; Linaceae
Source: the annotation of a GenBank genome assembly